AUGUCCCUGAUCACUGAAGACUCCGAGAAUUACUCCAAGCUGAUAGCUUCUCUUAAGGAAAUUGUAAACCUGUUGAAGUUGAAGCCUCAAUUACUCAACCUCUUCAGUAUUGAUACCAGUCAACUUGAUGGCUUUACAACCAUCAAUAAUGAUUGCUCAAUGUUUCUUCUGAAGUUCACCACAAUACCUCAAAUCACUGAUUCUAACGGGAAUCCAAUACCCGAAUCAGAGGAGCCCCCCUUGCUGUCAUUUGGAGGACUAUGGAGCGAAGAUAUGGCUUUACUAGAACCCUCUACCAAAAUCAUAACACUGCAGGCUGUAUUACCGGAAAGCGAGAUUCAAUCAGACAUUGCUGAUAUUCAAAGUACACCUCCACAUGUUUUGUCAGAAUUUGAGCCUUUGCUUUCAUGUAAUGGUCUGUCAAUUUCCCGUUCAACGGAAGAUACUACUGCCUUUGGGUCAGAACCCUUUACAGUGUUGAGUUCUGAUCCAAGCAAUGAAAAGAAUUAA
Lizanozyma spartinae is the source of this 510-nucleotide messenger RNA. RefSeq lists its product as uncharacterized. The record is from RefSeq and is a predicted model, not a curated record. Bases 1 to 510 code for a protein of 169 amino acids. The transcript has a single exon. Lineage: Eukaryota; Fungi; Ascomycota; Pichiomycetes; Serinales; Debaryomycetaceae.